AUGACAUUUCUGCUUUGGCUUGUGACGAGUCUCGUGCGCUGGAUUCGACUCAAGAUCUAUCAGUAUGAGGUGACGUUCGCCGUGUACAUGCUUACCCCUACAGAAAAGUUCAUUUUUAACUCCCUCCUUCUCACCCUCGUCACAAUGAUCAUUACCGGAAUUUACGUUUAUCUGCCCGAUCAUAUCCGAGCCAUUUACAGCCACUUAUACUACUACUGGGUUGGUGAACGCCCGUUCAUCUCCGGAAAUCUUCCUACCAUCAGUUCCGUGUUGCGCGAAGUCGGUACUCAGACUAUGGAUGUCCUAUACGAGACAGCCAAAGGCCAGGCCGCUACGGUUACCGAUUCGAUCGCCGAACUCUGA
Aspergillus homomorphus CBS 101889 is the source of this 363-nucleotide messenger RNA. RefSeq names its product serine palmitoyltransferase small subunit family protein. Lineage: Eukaryota; Fungi; Ascomycota; Eurotiomycetes; Eurotiales; Aspergillaceae. The transcript has 2 exons. Bases 1 to 363 code for a protein of 120 amino acids. The record is from RefSeq and is a predicted model, not a curated record.